Messenger RNA from Salvia splendens (bonfire salvia), 932 nucleotides. RefSeq names its product translation initiation factor IF-2. The record is from RefSeq and is a predicted model, not a curated record. NCBI's taxonomy places the organism in Eukaryota, Viridiplantae, Streptophyta, Magnoliopsida, Lamiales, Lamiaceae. The coding region runs from base 111 to 752 and encodes 213 amino acids. The transcript is spliced from 2 exons.
CCAUUUUCCUCUAUUUCUCUUUCUUCCCAUAUUUCAAGACUCCAUUUUUCACUCCCUUAUUUCAAGACCCCAUUUUUCACUCUCAACCUCAUAAAACACACACUCACAAAAUGGGGUGUGGCAAAUCAAAGCACGCUGUGGCAACACAAAACACCAUCACCAAGAGCAAGAGCAGGAGCAUCAAAAAGCAAGAUCCAAAAGCUGCUGAAAUUCCCAGAAAUGCUGGAACUGUGGCUGAAAAUAAUGCUGUUAAGGAUUCAGUUAUUUUGAAGAAGAAUGAAAUCCUAGCUCCCAACAAGAUGGAAUCCGAGUUUGUUGAGGCCGAGGAAGAAGAAGUCAAGAAAGAGAAGAAAGAGGAGGCUGCUGCUGUUGCAGAGAUUAUGCAUGAGAAAAAGGAAGAAAUCAUUAAGUGUGGGGAAUUAAAGGAAGAGAAUAAAGAGGAGGUGAAGGCUGAUGUUGAGGAGCGAGAGAGCGCUGCAGUCAUCGAGGCUGUGAGGGAGAGAGAAGAAGAGAAAGAGAUCAAGAAUGAGGAGUUGAAGGAAGAGAAGAAAGAUGAGGUUAAGGCUGAUAAAGACGAUGUGGUUUCUCAGCAAGUAGGAAUCGCUUCUUCUGCUUCUAGUGCUGUGGAGAAGAUCUCUGGAGAUGAAAACGGCGUGGUUAAGGAAGAAAGCAAGGUUGCAGUUGCGGGGGGAGAAGGGAACGAAGGAAAAGGAGGAUAUGCAGCAGCAGCAGCUGAUGUGAAGGGAAACUGAAGAAGAAAAAUCAUACUUAUACAGUCUUCAAUCCUUGUGUAUCGUCAUCUUCUAGACUUGCACUCAUGUAUUUGAUUAUUCAUAAUGGUGAAUUUGUCACACCCCUCAAAAUUUCAGACCAUAUGUACCUCAAAACUAAGUUGCUUUGAUACAUUAUGAAAAAUUUAUGUGUUUUCUUGA